CAAAAGAAUCAAUGAACGAAGAUGGUAUACUAUUAUUCACGUCAGCAACCGAUGGCAGCUAUUUAGUUUCAUAUGCCGCCGAAGUAAAGUUCACACAUAAUACUCCAUACGAUCUAGGCACGCCCAUUUUCUCGUAUCAAGCACACCAAUCCGGAGUAAAUUGUCUCGCACUUCAUCAUUUGACCAAUCCCACUACUUCUAACUUAGUAAAAGAAUCAUAUAUAGUUGUAACUGGUGAAGAUAAUUGUAUAGCUGCUAUAAUUUUGGAAUUUACAUAUCUUGAAUUUAAAGGAGCAAAUAGUGAUACGAAAUAUGGAAAAUGGAUCGCGGAACAAU
This is a messenger RNA of Dentiscutata heterogama, 336 nucleotides long. NCBI's taxonomy places the organism in Eukaryota, Fungi, Glomeromycota, Glomeromycetes, Diversisporales, Gigasporaceae. The record is from the annotation of a GenBank genome assembly.